Molecule: messenger RNA, 1080 nt
Organism: Vidua chalybeata
Lineage: Eukaryota; Metazoa; Chordata; Aves; Passeriformes; Viduidae
Exons: 5
Coding region: 236-892 (218 amino acids)
Cellular component (GO): cytoplasm
Source: RefSeq, a predicted model, not a curated record
AGGGGGCAGCAGCUGAAGCUGCGCCAGGCAAAGCAGCCCCUUGGGCUGGCAGGGCUUCAGGAGCUGAGGCAGCUACUCCCAGCUCUCCUGCCUCACCUGCCCCAGUGCUUUGGGACAGGCCUUUGGCCUGUGGGCCCUGCAGCAGCAGGGUGGGGCUGCAGUGCCAGGGCGGUGUUGGCCAUGCAGCCGUCCAUGGCUUCCCAGCACAGCCUUGUGUUCCACACAGGCCGGAAGGAUGUGCAGUCUGUCUUGCAGCCUUCUGGAGCUGCUGAGGGAUGCAGAUGGAGAGGUGGUCAGCAUGAGGCUCCGUGUGCUCACGAAUGUGCUCCCGCACCACAGCAUCCUGCUAUCCAGCAACAGUGCCCCAAAGCUGGCUGAGGUGCUCCUGCUGCUCUUUGACCACAAAAACAGCCACGUGCAGUUGCUCUGCAUUCAGCUCUUCUGUAAGCUGAUGGAAUUGGUAGCGGAUGAGGGGAAAAAGCCCCUGAAGACAAUUGUGAACAAGAGCCUGUACGCACUUUUAAUCUACUGCCAUGAUGACAACUGGCACGUGGCAAAGGCCUCUCGGGAAACGCUGCAUUGUGCGGCCAAGUUCCUGACGAGGAGAGAUCUCGAACAGCUGGUGGAGAAGGAGCAGCUGUCAAAGUUUGUCAAGUGCCUGCUGGCAGAGGACAGGAGCCGAGCGGCCGAGCACCUGCGCCGGGCCCUGCCCUACCUGGAGAGCCCAGAGGAGCCCCUGCGAGCGGCGGCCCUCAGCUUCAUGGGGAUGGACGAGUUUCCCAUGAUGAGGGGGCAGCAGGAAGAGCUCCACGGCCUCAGUCAGGGCGCUCCAGGCAGAGCUGACGCUGGGCACAAUUCUUGUGGCUUCAGCCCUCUCCCUGCCUCUACAUAGCUCCCUCCCUCUAGAUAGCUCCCUCCCUCCAGCCCUCAGACACUCUCCAUCCCCAUUUUUUCCCUCCACUCUUCCUGUCUUUUGACCGCUCCACUCCUCUAGCCCUCAGACCCUGCCCAUUCCCUUUUUUUACCUCCCAGCUCAUCCCUUUGUUUCAUCUUCCAUUAAUAAAGAGUUUGGCUUUUUCA